Molecule: messenger RNA, 495 nt
Organism: Galeopterus variegatus (Sunda flying lemur)
Lineage: Eukaryota; Metazoa; Chordata; Mammalia; Dermoptera; Cynocephalidae
Product: mucin-2-like
Exons: 2
Source: RefSeq, a predicted model, not a curated record
UCUCCCCCCACGCGGGUCCUUUGCUCUCCCCCCACGCGGGUCCUUUGCUCUCCCCCCACGCGGGUCCUUUGCUCUCCCCCCACGCGGGUCCUUUGCUCUCCCCCCACGCGGGUCCUUUGCUCUCCCCCCACGCGGGUCCUUUGCUCUCCCCCCACGCGGGUCCUUUGCUCUCCCCCCACGCGGGUCCUUUGCUCUCCCCCCACGCGGGUCCUUUGCUCUCCCCCCACGCGGGUCCUUUGCUCUCCCCCCACGCGGGUCCUUUGCUCUCCCCCCACGCGGGUCCUUUGCUCUCCCCCCACGCGGGUCCUUUGCUCUCCCCCCACGCGGGUCCUUUGCUCUCCCCCCACGCGGGUCCUUUGCUCUCCCCCCACGCGGGUCCUUUGCUCUCCCCCCACGCGGGCUUCUGAGAGGGGCCUGGAGGCAGCUCCAGGUGAGCUGCCCCAGGCUCCAAAGAGACGUGGGGCUGUGGACAGGCCAGGCCUGCUCAGGCACUGA